AUGGCGGACGUCGAGAUGUCAGGCUCCAAGCCCGAGAGACUUCCUAUCACCGUUGACAAGCCAACUCCCUACACCUUCGACCUGGGACACCUUUUGGCCAACGAUCCUAACCCUCUGGAGCUUCCCCAGGGUGAAUCUCUCAACGACUCGCUCCGAAAUGUCGCCCGCGAUGGUGCCCAAUGCCUACUCAACCAGCUCCUGACAACAUGCAACAUCACUUCCUCAGCCGAGCACGGCGUGCUCCUCUCGCUGCCCGCACCUCAGACACUACUCCCUCGCCACAAGCCGCUGCCUACCCCCAAGCCACCGACCAAGUGGGAGCUGUUUGCGCGCAAGAAGGGUGUCGGCAAGUACAGCCAGCGUCCUGGUGUUGCACUUGCGGAUAAGGAGCGCCGCAAGAAGCUCGUGUACGAUGAGGCAUCUGGCGAGUGGGUUCCGCGAUGGGGAUACAAGGGAAAGAACAAGUCUGAGGACCAGUGGCUUGUUGAGGUUGAUGAGUCGAAGUGGAAGAAGGAGGAGGAUGCUGCUGAGAAGGGCAGCAACAUUCGGGGAAUGUCCCGUGCUGAGCGCAAGGAGCGGAUCAAGAGAAACGAUCGCAAGCAGCGGGCGAACGAUCGCCGGGGUGCUAAGAAAUAA
Penicillium odoratum is the source of this 636-nucleotide messenger RNA. RefSeq names its product ribosome biogenesis protein RRS1. Lineage: Eukaryota; Fungi; Ascomycota; Eurotiomycetes; Eurotiales; Aspergillaceae. Gene Ontology annotation, biological process: ribosomal large subunit export from nucleus; endonucleolytic cleavage in ITS1 to separate SSU-rRNA from 5.8S rRNA and LSU-rRNA from tricistronic rRNA transcript (SSU-rRNA, 5.8S rRNA, LSU-rRNA); ribosome biogenesis. The record is from RefSeq and is a predicted model, not a curated record. The transcript is spliced from 2 exons. Gene Ontology annotation, molecular function: protein binding. Gene Ontology annotation, cellular component: nucleolus; preribosome, large subunit precursor; nucleus. The coding region runs from base 1 to 636 and encodes 211 amino acids.